CCUUUUCAUCGUCGGCGUGAGGCGGCGGCGUUUUUCCUUCUCUCCGACCUCCAUCUUGGCUCGGCGUGAGGCGGGUGAAACCAUGCAGCUGUUUGUUCGUGCUCAGAAUCUGCACACCCUUGAGGUGUCUGGACAUGAAACAGUAUCUCAUCUCAAGGCUCGCAUUGAGUCCCUGGAGGGCAUCGCCCUGGAGGAUCAAGUGAUUCUUCUGGGCGGGAUCCCCUUGGAGAAUGAUUCUGUCAUUGGUCAAUGCGGCAUCAGUGAUCUUGCAACUUUGGAGGUUACUGCACGCAUGCUUGGUGGGAAGGUCCAUGGUUCCCUGGCUCGUGCUGGCAAAGUGAGAGGCCAGACUCCAAAGGUUGCUAAGCAAGAGAAGAAGAAGAAGAAAACCGGGAGGGCCAAGAGGCGCAUGCAGUACAAUCGCCGAUUUGUCAACGUCGUGCCCGGCUUUGGUAAAAAGAAGGGGCCCAAUGCCAACUCCUAAAGAGCCCCCAGUCAUAUAAUAAAGACAUAUAUUUCCUCGAACCAUU
Molecule: messenger RNA, 530 nt
Organism: Pseudonaja textilis
Lineage: Eukaryota; Metazoa; Chordata; Lepidosauria; Squamata; Elapidae
Gene: FAU
Product: FAU ubiquitin like and ribosomal protein S30 fusion
Biological process (GO): translation
Cellular component (GO): ribosome; cytosolic small ribosomal subunit
Molecular function (GO): protein binding; structural constituent of ribosome
Source: RefSeq, a predicted model, not a curated record